Molecule: messenger RNA, 640 nt
Organism: Glycine soja
Lineage: Eukaryota; Viridiplantae; Streptophyta; Magnoliopsida; Fabales; Fabaceae
Product: small nuclear ribonucleoprotein SmD3b-like
Exons: 5
Coding region: 89-484 (131 amino acids)
Biological process (GO): RNA processing; spliceosomal snRNP assembly
Cellular component (GO): U5 snRNP; U4 snRNP; pICln-Sm protein complex
Molecular function (GO): RNA binding
Source: RefSeq, a predicted model, not a curated record
AAAUAGGGUACAAUACAAACACAAAGUCAGAAACACAAAUCUGGGUAUAGUGGAGUAGUAGGGUUUUUGCGUUUGAGAGAGAAGAAGCAUGAGCAGGAGUUUGGGAAUUCCGGUGAAGCUGCUCCACGAGGCUUCGGGGCACGUGGUGACGGUGGAGCUCAAGAGCGGAGAACUCUACAGAGGAAGCAUGAUCGAGUGCGAGGACAACUGGAACUGUCAACUCGAGAGCAUCACCUACACUGCCAAGGAUGGCAAAACAUCGCAACUUGAGCAUGUGUUUAUUCGAGGCAGCAAAGUCAGGUUUAUGGUCAUUCCUGACAUGCUGAAGAAUGCUCCUAUGUUUAAGCGUUUGGAUGCAAGAAUCAAGGGUAAGGGUGCAUCACUUGGUGUUGGUAGGGGCAGAGCAGUUGCAAUGCGAGCAAAGGCUCAAGCUGCUGGGCGUGGAGCUGCGCCUGGAAGGGGUGUACCACCAGUGCGGAGGUGAUCACCAUUUAUAUAGUCUGUAUUCUCCUUGUCUGUUGGACAUGUUUAGAUUCUUUUGUAGAAGUUUAUGUGAGAAAGAAAUUCGAACAGAAAUUGCGUAUCAAGACUUUAUUACAGAUUACUCUUUAUGCAUAGUACUUGAUCCCUCUCCUGGUCA